UUGCAACAAAAGAAAGGGAUUGAGAUGGAGGAAAUCCAAACAUAAGCAGAGCCUUAAAACCUCCACCACAUAUUCAGAUCGUGAGAAAGCCAAAAGCCUAAAAAUCCACAAUGUCCCUGGCCCACUAGCCUACACAGUUGCAAAAAUCUUGUGAGAAGAAAUGAAGCAGUAAAAACAGCAGCAGCAGAUCAAACAUUGAUGCUCCCACUUUUAUCUACGCACCAGUUGCAGGAUAAUUGAUGCAGAUACUUAUUUUUUGAAUCUGUAGUUGUUGUUUGGUCUGUUCAAAGCUUUGAACAAUGGCAGCUCUUGCUUCCCUUGCCCCACACUCUUCCUCAUCUUCUCUACAUCCCAAAAUCCAUUUCUCAGCACUUGGGUUGUCUUCAAAUCCUACUCAUGAACCAACUUCAUGUAGCUUCACAGGCAGAUCAUUUAGGUAUUUCAGGAGGGGACAUUUUUUGCAGCCCACCUCAGCCGGGCUAAAAAUCCAGAGUGCAACUAGCAAGCCUGCAAAAUCUCCAGCCGAAGAAGAGUGGAAGAUUAAGCGAGAGUAUCUGCUACAGAAAAGGGUUAGGAGUGUCGAAGUAAAGGAAGCCUUGCGCCUUCAGAAUGAAAAUAACUUUCUAAUUCUUGAUGUACGGCCUGAAGCAGAAUUCAGAGAGGCUCAUCCUCCAGGUGCCAUUAACGUGCAAAUAUAUAGACUUAUAAAGGAAUGGACAGCAUGGGAUAUUGCAAGGCGUGCUGCAUUUGCAUUUUUUGGCAUUUUUUCUGGCACUGAAGAGAACCCUGAGUUCAUAAAAAGCGUAGAAUCAAAAAUAGAUAAAAACUCCAAGAUAAUAGUGGCCUGUCAAUCUGGGGGUACUAUGAAACCAUCUCAAAACCUUCCUGAAGGUCAACAAUCAAGGUCACUGAUAGCAGCCUACUUGCUUGUCCUAAAUGGAUAUGCUAAUGUUUUCCACUUAGAAGGGGGGCUUUAUACAUGGUUCAAAGAAGGACUGCCACAAGUUUCAGGGGAGUGAAAUUUCAACCACCUUUACUGUUGAAGAUCUCUCCCUCCCCUUUUUUGGGUAUUCUUACUAACUCAUCCCAUGAAUGAAAAUGCUCACUGUAUCAAUGAAUAGUGUUUGAAGGCUUAUCAUUCACAAUGAGAUAUGAUGUAUUCCUGAUCA
Malania oleifera is the source of this 1169-nucleotide messenger RNA. Its product is annotated as rhodanese-like domain-containing protein 14, chloroplastic. Lineage: Eukaryota; Viridiplantae; Streptophyta; Magnoliopsida; Santalales; Ximeniaceae. The transcript is spliced from 6 exons. The record is from RefSeq and is a predicted model, not a curated record. The coding region runs from base 300 to 1019 and encodes 239 amino acids. Gene Ontology annotation, cellular component: chloroplast.